AUGCCAGGACCACGAAACAAAGUCAAAGGAAAGUCAAAGACUAAGAAAGAUCGCCCCCAGCCCCAGAUCGCUUCUGAGAGUCAGACAGUAACGCCAGAAGCGGAACCCGCUCAAUGCCUUACUUUCCAAGUCGACGAGGAGACCCUGUGUUGGAGACCCGCCACACAAGGAUAUCCACCUCGUUGCGACGUUCACCGCGGCCAGUUCCAGAUCCUGUACAAAAGAUACGCAGAUGCAUCCAAGGUGGUGGACCAAAUAAAGUGGGGUCGACAGCUUCCCGCCAGCGAGCAAAUUAGGCGUUACACGGACUGGAGCACAGUUCUGGAAAAGGCCCGUUUGGUCCGUCAGUAUAUCGAUGCUAUCCGGAUCGAAACAGAAGGGAGUCUUUUACAUGCCCGAAGGUUCCUGGACGACGCACACAAGGCGCGCAUGAAAUUCCUCCAAAAGGAGAUGGUAAACGCUCGCGACACUCUGGACAAACUGCACACUCGUGCGUAUGAGCUGUACAUCUCGAUUAUUCCCAGUGCGCGAGAGAUAACCAAGUCGGCCGACGUUCGUUCACCUUCGCCGUAUCCGCGUGCCUCGCGACGGACGGAAGAUCUUAUUGCGGCGGCAGGAUCGGACUCCCGUCUUUUUGAGGUGUUGCAGGUGGAGGGCAGGACCCUUGCCCGCGUACCCGAAACGGGCAACGAAGAUCUUAUCGAGAUCCUACUUGCGGAGAGGAAGCACGCGCUUCUCACCGAAUUUAGUCUCUUUAUGGACCCUGAAUGCAAGGUCAUAAGGGAAGAAACGGAUUCUCCAUGUGAAGAGGCGACCGAGGCUGUGGUGGAGAUGAUCCACCUUUGUUAUCAACAGUUCGCGCGACGCAUAAUUUUUCAUGAACCCACCCUCUUUAUGAAAUCACUACGCAAGACGUCUUUGGAUGACUUCUUCCAAAGCAACGAUUUCGACGUCGAGGAUGCUGUCAGAUUCAUUGAUUUGUUUACAGAAUUGUUGGGAUCUACGCUGACAUGGUGUAAAGAUGCGAUAGCGGACGCGCUCACCAUUUCCCGUGAGGGCACCUCCCACGUUUUCCCCUCGAUCCAGAAAUCAGAAGAUAGGCUACAACUGCUCGGGGGGUAUAUCUUCAAGGCUACCGACCUUACGAACGAAUCCUGGUGGUAUCUCCUUAAAUUGACCAGUCCGCCCAACGACAUGGAGCAUCGCUUCGUCCGACUUUGCCAAAAUUUUGACGACCUCAUAACUUUUCUUUCAUUCUGCGUGUUGGGUCUCGUUCCACCUCCAAGUUUCUGUCGCAACCAGCCUGGACCUUUUGAUCCUUCGCUAUCGCGACUCCAUUUAUCGCUGUGCGGCGUGGUAGUCGCGGACAUGGUGUCUCCUCCGUCGACCAAUGCGAAAGGUCCUGUACCUACUUCAGGGAAAGCGAGGAAGCACGAUUGCAUCGUUUGGGCCGAACACGAGGUCAGGGCACACCUUUUCGCCGCUAUCAGGAACGAGAGCGACGCUUUUACCGAUGCUUUAAUACGAGAACUACGGGCACGCCCCGACCUAUUUCAAGUCAUCGUUCGAUCGGAAACGGAUCCCGACCAAGUCGUUGCAUUCGGAGCUGGCCCCGGAGAAGCUUUACCGAGCAUGCGAAUCCGCACCUUCGAAGCACCACCUGCACCGGCUUCGGAUCCUCCAAAGGGUGAUGGCGAGUGGAAGGUCAAGAGAACUGCCCUCGACCUCUUAUAUGGGACAACGAAAGACAACCGCGGCUAUUUCACGGUCCAUGCGUCGGAGAAAAAGUGGUUCUUUCGAUUCAAGACGUUUACGGUGAAGUAUUUGAUCGUCCUCGAUGCGAUUCCGAACCGCGAUCACAGCCAUCUGGCACGAAACCUGGCUUGGGCGGCACUUUGCGCCAAAGGAUACGGAGAAGGAGAAUAUACCCUACGCAAAUACGCAGAAGCGGGAGAUAAGAUAGUCAAUGACUGUGCGGAAGAACUCUUUGGGUGGAUGCCGGUAGAAUGGACGUGGUCGCUUCCACUGAUUGCAGAGCAACUGGAGGUGCUCGCAGAACUGGAAUUCGGAGAUGUGUAA
Messenger RNA from Pisolithus orientalis, 2079 nucleotides. RefSeq lists its product as uncharacterized. The transcript is spliced from 5 exons. The record is from RefSeq and is a predicted model, not a curated record. Bases 1 to 2079 code for a protein of 692 amino acids. Lineage: Eukaryota; Fungi; Basidiomycota; Agaricomycetes; Boletales; Pisolithaceae.